GGUAUUUAAUUCUCAGGAAAACCUGAAGAAACUCAUUUAAUCAACAUGGCACCAACAGCACCUUGUUUGGUUUUAAUAAUCUUGGUGCUAGCUUUUCAGCCCAUUUACGGUAAUGUUAUUAUUUAUCCGUCACCCCAGGGUGUUAAUCCAUCGAACAAAUUUCAAGUGUUCGUAAGCCAAGGCAAUCACCGACAGGCAAGUGUCACGUACAUAGCUACGUCCGAUAUUCGUGCUAAACAAGCACCUCAUGUUACAGCCGGGCGAUCUGUUUCGUGGACAUCCUUUGCGUUUACUGGUGGACCAGUAACCGUUGAGAUUCACGCACCAACUGAUUUCAAGAACUGCAUCGUAAGACCUAAAAGUUAUGGAUACGCUUGUAAAAGGAUGGGACCUAAAAAGGCCCAAAUUACCGUUAGUGAAACGAGUCGGAUGAUGUCCAUAGAAUUUGACAAUGAUUAUGGAACGACAAAUGAUGAUGAUAUUAAGGAUAAACUUUUAGUGUUUGCCGACCCCCCAGAAACAAAUGUACCCGAUGAGCACGAUAGUUCUGUGUUGUAUUACAAAGCUGGUGUCCACAACUUGAAUGGUCAGCUUCAUCUUGAUAGUAAGAUUAAGACUGUUUACUUGGCUCCUGGUGCAUGGGUAGAAGGUGGUUUUAUAACCAGUGGACAACAUCCUGUUACCAUUCGAGGCCGCGGUAUUUUAUCCACGCAAACCUACAAAUGGCACGAUCAUCGAUUCGCCUACGGGAUGGUGACCAUGGAUAAAGGCAAUCAUCACGUGCUAGAAGGUAUAACAAUGGUGGAUCCCGAGGAGUUUUAUUUUCAGGGCUUGGGUGAUCACAACACUGUCCGUAACGUGAAGAUGAUCGCUCCCUGGGCGUUCAACUCUGAUGGUGUUGGUAUGGGGCAUGAUGGUGUUGUGUUAGAUACGUUUAUUUGGGCUAAUGACGAUGCCUUUAAGGUAUACACGAGUCGUAUGGUGGUGGAACGGUGUGUGGUAUGGUUGGCUCAAAAUGGUGCUGUUUUCCAGAUGGGCUGGACGCACACACGUGAUGUGCAUAACGUUUCGAUCAAAAACGUUGACGUCAUCCACGUGGAUCUGUGUAACUUCCACGGUAGUAACUGUAAACUAGCUGCUAAUGCCGCAGUUUUUAAUAUCGGCGGCCAUGUUCGACAAUUUAAAGUAAGUGACAUCGUAAUGUCGAACAUCCGGGUUGAAGGUUCGUGUCCCAGGUUAAUUUACUACACCAUGAAGGAUGACGUAACUGGAAGUGUUUCUAAUAUCCAUUUUGACAACUGGACCGUCGAUUCGCAACCGAUGCAUGAUAGUCUUCAUAAUGAGAUAAAUGGGUCAGCGCAUGGUGGCAUGAUGUCUAAUUGGACCUUUACCAAUCUAAAGGUCGGAGGUCAUUGUAUUACGGGCCCUAAACAAGCGGACUUCUUGGUCGGAUCCCACACUAGUAAUAUUAAAUUCAUCUGUCAUUAAAUUCUGGAUCGUUCUGAUUAUCAUUUAUUAUUUACGUGGAGGAAUGAAAUGGGGUUUUAUGUCCUAUUGUUCUGCCCCGGCUGGGUUAAUGAAGAUGGGCAUACACCAUACACU
Molecule: messenger RNA, 1602 nt
Organism: Patella vulgata (common limpet)
Lineage: Eukaryota; Metazoa; Mollusca; Gastropoda; Patellidae
Product: dextranase
Exons: 2
Coding region: 46-1488 (480 amino acids)
Source: RefSeq, a predicted model, not a curated record